AUGGCAGUGGUGGUGAUGAUGAUGAAGAAGAAGAUGAUUGAUCCGGUUUUUAUGAUUAGAAUGACAGUGAUGGUGAUGAUGAUGAUGAGGGCAUCUCUGCGGCACUGUCGGAUUCUGGACAUUCCAUGCAAAGUGUGCGGCGACCGCAGCUCAGGGAAGCAUUAUGGUGUUUACGCCUGUGACGGCUGCUCGGGAUUCUUCAAGAGGAGCAUCCGCAGGAACAGGACCUACGUCUGUAAAUCUGGCUCUCAGGGCGGCUGUCCCGUCGACAAAACUCACAGAAACCAAUGCCGAGCGUGCCGUUUGAAAAAGUGUCUGGAAGUGAACAUGAAUAAAGACGCCGUUCAACACGAGCGGGGGCCGCGGACGUCCACCAUUCGCAAACAGGUCGCCCUAUAUUUCCGGGGCCACAAAGAGGUGAACGGAUCAUCGACCCACUUCCCGGGAUCCUCCCUGCCCGGCCCUCCCUUCUUUACCACGGUCACGCAACUGGAGCCUCACAACCUGGAGAUGGGCACAGUAGCCACCACACCGGAGAGACAAGCCAUCGUGGGUCUGGCACAGCCCACCCCUAAGUAUCCCCAUGAAGUAAGCGGCACCCCCAUGUACCUCUAUGAGGUGGCGACGGAGUCUGUGUGCGAGUCAGCGGCGCGCCUCCUUUUCAUGAGCAUCAAGUGGGCAAAAAGUGUUCCCGCAUUCUCCACCCUCCCUUUAUCUGACCAGCUGAUUCUGCUGGAGGACGCCUGGAGGGAAUUAUUUGUUCUGGGCAUCGCACAAUGGGCCAUUCCUGUGGACUCCACUACUCUUCUUGCUGUUUCUGGAAUGAACACUGAAAACACAGAGUCUCAGCGGAUGAAUAAGAUCAUGUCUGAGAUACAAGCACUUCAAGAGGUGGUCACCAGAUUCAGACAGAUGCGCCUUGAUGCAACAGAGUUUGCCUGUUUGAAAUGCAUCGUGACGUUCAAAGCUGUUCCUACACAUGGCAACACUGAGUUAAGAAGUUUCCGCAAUGCCAGCGCCAUUGCUGCACUACAAGACGAGGCACAGCUCACUCUCAACAGUUACAUACACACCAGGUACCCAACUCAGCCCUGUCGCUUCGGAAAGCUGCUCCUGCUCCUGCCGGCGCUCCGCUCGGUCGGCCCGUCCACCAUAGAGGAGGUGUUCUUCAAGAAGACCAUCGGCAACGUGCCCAUCACCAGGCUCCUCUCCGAUAUGUACAAGUCCAGCGAUAUAUGA
This is a messenger RNA of Morone saxatilis (striped sea-bass), 1239 nucleotides long. It is a transcript of the gene nr2e1, whose product is annotated as nuclear receptor subfamily 2, group E, member 1. Gene Ontology annotation, biological process: negative regulation of transcription by RNA polymerase II; anatomical structure development; cell differentiation. The transcript is spliced from 10 exons. Lineage: Eukaryota; Metazoa; Chordata; Actinopteri; Moronidae. The coding region runs from base 1 to 1239 and encodes 412 amino acids. Gene Ontology annotation, molecular function: RNA polymerase II cis-regulatory region sequence-specific DNA binding; zinc ion binding; nuclear receptor activity. The record is from RefSeq and is a predicted model, not a curated record.